AUGAACAUAUAUAUUCUCUUACUGGUUGCUUCUUCGGUUGUGGCACUUCCAAGACAGAAACGUGGAGAUGCCACCCCAACAACUGUCACGGACUCCACCACGUCAGCUACUACAGCAACUUCUGCAUCUGACCCUACAACCACAGUAGCAACUACACCUACAACGACCUCGGCAACUACACCUACGACAACCUUGGCACCUACCCAAGCAAGCACACCGACAACUACACCGUCAACGACGCCCACAACUACACCUACAACGACUGCAACAACCACACCCACAACAACUCCUGCAACUGCUCCACAAACAACAACGUCGCCCAAUUGGCCUCGACCAUUUCCGUUUCCUCCAGGACCAGGAUUCCCAUUUCCGCCACCGCCACCUCUACCACCAAUGGGGCCAGGACCAUGGGGUCCUAUUGGCUUCCCUCCACGUGGACCUAUGGGGCCAUGGAGUGGACCUAUGCGGCCAUGGGGCGGACCCAUGGGACCAGCGGGUGGACCGAAAGGACCGUGGGGCGGACUUAGACGACCAUUAUUCGGUGGACCAAGAGGACCAUGGGGUGGACCUAUGGGACAGUGGGGCGGACGACGGUGGUAG
Haemonchus placei is the source of this 600-nucleotide messenger RNA. The record is from the annotation of a GenBank genome assembly. NCBI's taxonomy places the organism in Eukaryota, Metazoa, Nematoda, Chromadorea, Rhabditida, Trichostrongylidae.